Pocillopora verrucosa is the source of this 1763-nucleotide messenger RNA. RefSeq lists its product as uncharacterized. Gene Ontology annotation, molecular function: 2-oxoglutarate-dependent dioxygenase activity. The record is from RefSeq and is a predicted model, not a curated record. NCBI's taxonomy places the organism in Eukaryota, Metazoa, Cnidaria, Anthozoa, Scleractinia, Pocilloporidae.
UCCCCUGGAAGGUGACUGUGUCUGGUGCAGCUGUCGGUGCAGGUGUAAUCGAUUUCCUGUUCGUUAAUUUUUGAUUGUUCUGAUAUGAAUUGCCUGAUCAGACUGGGUUUCACUUAGACAACAGAAAUGCAGUAAAAAAGUUUCCAUCCCAAGUGAUGAAAGCUGAGGUAGCUGAGAAAAGAAACCUACUUUGAAAGUUAGUUGUUUAUUUGCGAGUUCGCUUUCCGGUUUACAACAUCAUGUUAUUUUCAAGUCAAAUAUCUUUUGUGACUUUUACUCUCAUUGAGUUUCUCUGUAUGGUGAAUUUAAUUUUGUGCCAUGAGCACUCUUCACACCAUUCAGAUACUCAUUCAUGUGGGAAUCAGUAUGGUGAAGGUUGUAAUGUUCUCAAGAAUGAUCUUACAGAGGAAGAAAUGUUUCUGCAUGGUCAUAUGAAGCCAUUUGGAUCACAUCGUCCUCCUGACUUCAUUGUAGAAGAACUUCCUUACAUGAUUUCUCCCGAGGAUUUCUACAUGAAUUAUGUUAUAAAGCAUAAACCAGUUGUGUUUAAAGGUGCUGUGAAAUACUGGCCUGCAUAUACAAAGUGGACAGAUCAAUACUUGAAUACAACUUAUGGCCAAGAAAGGUUUCACAUGGAAACAAAGGAUGAUGACAAAUGGAAUGUCCCCCCUGAUAUGGAGUUGAGUGAAUUUCUCUCUCAAUACAACCAUUCAAAUCGCUACCUUGUUGAUGAAGUUCUUCCAGAUAUGCGAAAAGAUGUAAUUCUUCCACUGUGUUUACGCUGUGAAGAAAUGAGCUCAUUCUUUUUUGUGUCGUACUUCUGGAUGAGCACUGGAGGGACAUCGUCAUCUAUUCACAUUGAUACAGAUGAAAACUUGCUGUGUGUCAUUCAUGGACAUAAAUCUGUCCUCAUGGUGUCUCCAGUCUAUUCCACCCAUCUGUACUCUGAUGAGUCACGGGUGCUGGGUGUCUCAGACAUCAAUCCACAAGCUGUUGAUUUAGAGAAAUUUCCCAAUGUCAUGAAAGUUCGGUAUCACCGUGCCAAUGUUGAAGAAGGAGAUAUUGUUUACAUCCCCCAGGUGUGGUGGCACCAAGUUAUAUCAAGACCUGAACGUCAACAAGCAGUGGCCUUGUGGUGGAAAUCCAAACCAGUAUUCAAAAAACCUGGAAGGGAGGCACUGCCAGUGGAAAGUCUUGACAAAGAAAGGUAUUCCUUUGGAAAUGUCCUGGCCCAGUAUGAGUUAUGGGUUCAGAAUGUGAGUGAUAUCACACCAAGAAUAAAAUGCAAGGACCAGCAGGUUUUCAUGAGCGAUUAUCAGUUUGAAAGUGACAAAAUGAAUGUACCACAGACACAGGGGGAUGGAGGCUACCUGGAAGAGGAAUUAGGCCUGAAAAUCAGUGAUCUGAACAAGCCAGAAAACAAAGAUUUGAACCCUUGUGAUUUUGAUUACAAAAAUCAGAAGAGCCCAUGUCACUUUGAAAGCUGUCGCAACCAGGAGGAUGAAGAGAACACCAAGUGCAUCAGAUAUAUACUAGACUACUGUCUUCACUAUGAUGACAGAGGAUGUGUAGAUCAACUGCCACAGUUGAUGAAUAAGCUUGGUUCUUCUCAGUACAAGGAGAUACAACAAAUGCAAUCUGAUUUUUGAGCAUGUCUUUGCUGUUACACAUUCUGCUGUGCUUUCCAUUCAUGCUACUGGACAUGUUUUGUAUGCUUUCCUUUAGAAUGUAACAAUUGUUACAAUCUCCCUCUCCUUCUCUUC